Rhinopithecus roxellana (golden snub-nosed monkey) is the source of this 16739-nucleotide messenger RNA. It is a transcript of the gene LPP, whose product is annotated as LIM domain containing preferred translocation partner in lipoma. Gene Ontology annotation, biological process: cell-cell adhesion. NCBI's taxonomy places the organism in Eukaryota, Metazoa, Chordata, Mammalia, Primates, Cercopithecidae. The coding region runs from base 172 to 2232 and encodes 686 amino acids. The record is from RefSeq and is a predicted model, not a curated record. Gene Ontology annotation, cellular component: stress fiber; focal adhesion. The transcript has 12 exons.
CCUUUGCAAGCUCCCUGCGUUCCCGCGUCUCCUCCUCUUCCUCUCAGGAAAUGCAAGUGCCCUCAGUGCGCCCACCUUUUGGCAAAGCCACUGCCGGCUGCGGGUUUCCCCUCCCCCGCCAGGCGAGCUCUGCGCGGCGGCUCCGCGGGCACACGCCUUCCCAUACCUUACAUGGACAAAUGCGUGCAGGCAAAGUCCCGCGCGAGCUUUCCCGGGAUAAGUAGCUUUAGCGAUCGGGGGACAGCCGGGCGCUGCAAGGUGGGAACUGUAAGGCUCAGAGACAGAGCAGAAGACAGAACCUGGUCAUCUGAUUCCCUGUGUUCUGCUUUUUUCAUCGUUCCACUAGACGCUCAUCAGAGGGAAGACCUUUCUCCUCAGUUGAUUCCAACAAUGUCUCACCCAUCUUGGCUGCCACCCAAAAGCACUGGUGAGCCCCUCGGCCAUGUGCCUGCACGGAUGGAGACCACCCAUUCCUUUGGGAACCCCAGCAUUUCAGUGUCCACACAACAGCCACCCAAAAAGUUUGCACCAGUAGUUGCACCAAAACCUAAGUACAAUCCAUACAAACAACCUGGAGGUGAGGGUGAUUUUCUUCCACCUCCACCUCCACCUCUAGAUGAUUCCAGUGCCCUUCCAUCUAUCUCUGGAAACUUUCCUCCUCCACCGCCUCUUGAUGAAGAGGCUUUCAAAGUACAGCAAGGAAAUCCCGGAGGCAAGACACUUGAGGAGAGGCGCUCCAGCCUGGACGCUGAGAUUGACUCCUUGACCAGCAUCUUGGCUGACCUUGAGUGCAGCUCCCCCUACAAGCCUCGGCCUCCGCAGAGCUCCACUGGUUCAACAGCCUCUCCUCCAGUUUCGACCCCAGUCACAGGACACAAGAGAAUGGUCAUCCCGAACCAACCCCCUCUAACAGCAACCAAAAAGUCUACAUUGAAACCACAGCCUGCACCUCAGGCUGGACCCAUCCCUGUGGCUCCAAUCGGAACACUCAAACCCCAACCUCAGCCAGUCCCAGCCUCCUACACCACAGCCUCCACUUCUUCAAGGCCUACCUUUAAUGUGCAGGUGAAGUCAGCCCAGCCCAGCCCUCAUUACAUGGCUGCCCCUUCAUCAGGACAAAUUUAUGGCUCAGGGCCCCAGAGCUAUAACACUCAGCCAGUUCCCGUCUCUGGGCAGUGUCCACCUCCUUCAACACGGGCAGGCAUGGAUUAUGCCUACAUUCCACCACCAGGACUUCAACCUGAGCCUGGGUAUGGGUAUACCCCCAACCAGGGACGCUAUUAUGAAGGCUACUAUGCAGCAGGGCCAGGUUAUGGGGGCAGAAAUGACUCUGAUCCUGCCUAUGGUCAACAAGGUCACCCAAAUACCUGGAAACGGGAACCAGGGUACACUCCUCCUGGAGCAGGGAACCAGAACCCUCCUGGGAUGUAUCCAGUCACUGGUCCCAAGAAGACCUAUAUCACAGAUCCUGUUUCAGCCCCCUGUGCACCACCAUUGCAGUCAAAGGGUGGACAUACAGGGCAACUGGGGCCUUCGUCAGUUCCCCCUUCUUUCCGCCCAGAGGAUGAGCUUGAGCACCUGACCAAAAAGAUGCUGUAUGACAUGGAAAAUCCACCUGCUGACGAAUACUUUGGCCGCUGUGCUCGGUGUGGAGAAAACGUAGUUGGGGAAGGUACAGGAUGCACUGCCAUGGAUCAGGUCUUCCACGUGGAUUGUUUUACCUGCAUCAUCUGCAACAACAAGCUCCGAGGGCAGCCGUUCUAUGCUGUGGAAAAGAAAGCAUACUGCGAGCCCUGCUACAUUAAUACUCUGGAGCAGUGCAACGUGUGUUCCAAGCCCAUCAUGGAGCGGAUUCUCCGAGCCACGGGGAAGGCCUAUCAUCCUCACUGUUUCACCUGCGUGAUGUGCCACCGCAGCCUGGAUGGGAUCCCAUUCACUGUGGAUGCUGGCGGGCUCAUUCAUUGCAUUGAGGACUUCCACAAGAAAUUUGCCCCGCGAUGUUCUGUGUGCAAGGAGCCUAUUAUGCCAGCCCCGGGCCAGGAGGAGACUGUCCGUAUUGUAGCUUUGGAUCGAGAUUUCCAUGUUCACUGCUACCGAUGCGAGGAUUGCGGUGGUCUCCUGUCUGAAGGAGAUAACCAAGGCUGCUACCCCUUGGAUGGGCACAUCCUCUGCAAGACCUGCAACUCUGCCCGCAUCAGGGUGUUGACCGCCAAGGCGAGCACUGACCUUUAGAUUGAGUCACCUGUUCAGCUGGCACUGAGAAGAACAAACACAAGACAAAGAUAAGAAGUACGAGAGGAAAGGCCAUCAAACUACAGGAUAGUCUCUGUUCUUCAUCUGCUAUUAACCUUUCCUUAGAAACACAUAAAUUAUGAGAUUUUUUUUAAAGUUGUUACCAAAUACACAUUUCACAUUGAAUCAUGUAGGAUCUUGAUGGGCCUUUGUUCCCAAGGACUUCCACAUUUUUGCACAGAUUAUGCUCCAUCCCAUUCACUUCUGCAUUCCUGUAACUUUUAAUCCCUAUGUUUGUCUCACUUUUCAUCUGGUUGAAUGGCUUGUUUUAGUGUGGUAUUUGCUGUCACAUAGUUUUUCCUGGGUGAGUCUGCCAACUCACAGGUGCUUUUAGGCUUGAAAUCUCUAGCCUAUCAUUUCCGUUUUGCCUGUGACUGUAAAGAGUAGCCAUUCUUUUCCCAUGUACUGAAGAAUAUAUUUUUCUGUUGCUUUAUACUACUCAUGUCCUUGGGGAGGGAAAUGCACAAUUUUUUUUUUUUUUUGUUAGGCUGUAAAGAAUUUAAGUUGUAAAUUACAUAAGUUAGAACAAGCCCAAAUUUCAUUUGCAACCAUCAGAAUUCAGAAUCUAUAGUGACCAGUGAUCAAGGCUAAUUGGAAAAGAGUUAUCGGCCCAUAGCUAAUAAGUGCUGACAGACAACUAAGCUUCAGUAUUUUUCUAAAGAAAUUACAGGUGGGAUAUGCUAGAAAAGGCAUUUUGGGGCUACGUUUAAAAAACAUUAUUGUCCCACAAUAUUACCUUAAGAUUUUUCUUUUCUACACUACCUGGACAUGGUAAUACAGACAAACUUGAUUUCUUCUAGAAUAUAACAUUUUCAAUAUUGUCCCACUCUUCAUCUUAGAAAUAUUGUCAUGUUUAUUCUAAUAUCCAACACAACUAUCAAAAUUGACUUUUUCUCUAGAGGAUGAAAGCUGUGAAAAAACAGUUCAAAUGCUCUUCUUUUUCUUCUUUAGGACCAGGUCCAUUUUGCCUGACAAUUGCAAAUCAGAGCAUACAAACUAAAAUUGUGCAGUUUUGUUUGGUUUACUUUCAAAAGAGUAGAAAGCCUGAAAAGAUUGUGAAACCACAGUUGCGUUAUUCUCAUAAUCCUUCUGCAACUGAAAUUACAUAUUGCAGGAGAAAUUUUCAUAUCAUCAAUGUGACAUUUACACCACACUUUCAAAGACAAUCACUGAAAAAAAAUUGUCUUUAUGAGCUAAAAAUAUGCAGAAUCUCUGCCUAGAAUCUUUAUUCAAACUUUUAUUAGCCAGUGAAGCACUCGCUUGCCAACUGCCAAGCCAUACUUACUAAGUUCGAACAUGUUUCACUUAAGGAGAGACACCUAGCUUAGUCAUGGCAAGUUGCCAUUUUGUAAACUAAGUAUUUUGGAUUGAGACUUCUUAAACCUUUCUUCAAAUCUCCCACAAAUAUAUACUUUUAAAUUAUGGAGUAUUUUAAGUCUACAAAAAAGUAUAAAAAGGUAUAAAUAAUAAUAUAAUGAAUUCCUAUAUACCUAACAUCCAGUUUAAGAUUCCAAAAUAACAAACGUAAUUACAUCCUCCAAUGUACCCUUUCCUUAUUCCACAGAUAAUCUUUUUCAUGAUUGUGAAGUGAUAUUCUGAUUUCUAGUGAUUUUUUUUUUAAUUUUUAAUUUUAACAUCAGAACUGAAAUGAAAAAAUUAUGGAUACAUGUUUUGAAUUGCAAACUAUUCCUCAGGAAUUCCAAUUAAAUUUAUUUUACUUGAAUAGGAAUGAUCAUAAAAGUGAUUCUUUUUUUGUGACUAGAAAUUCUUAAGCCGAUGGUCACUACAGCUCAUCCUUAAUGUAUGGCUCAUUUGCUUUUGUCACUAAACAGUUUUGUGUUAGAACCACCAAAAUUAUAGCUUUUAAGAGCUUCCUUUGACCACUGUCUUUUAUUUACCCUGCUUCUCUUAUGUUUGACCGUAUAUUUCUCAUAAUGUGAAAUAGGGUGAGAUUCACUUAGGGGCAGCAUGUGAGUUUUCGGAGGCAAUGUCAACUGUGUCUCUGACUUCCUGCCUUCCAAACUGAAGGCCAGACCAUGCUGAUGACCUCCAGGAGCACUGACUAUUUGACAAUAGGGCAGAUAAUGUAAUCGGCUUGAGUUUUGACUUAGUAACUUUUUAUGUAACACUUUGGGGGAAAUUCUCUUUAGGACAAAGCGAAGAGUUCAAUUUACUGAGGGAUAGAUUGUAUCUCCUAAAGUGGUCAUAUUAUUAUUAAUUUUGCCAAAAGAAGAUGAAUUUAUUGAAUAUUUAUACUAUAAAAUGUAGUAACAUUCUACUUGCUUAUUACAUUUAAAUCCUUAUGUAACUGAAUGUUUACAUGUCAAGAGAAAAAGCUGUAAGAAAAUGGUGUCACAGACCCAUCCCUGUGGCAUCGUCAGCAGAAUACUGCUUGCUUACAAUCUUUAUUAUGCAUUCUUAUAACAUAACCUCAGAGUAUCUUUACCAAAGGUUUUUAAAGUAAAUCUCUUUUUAAGAUAGACUUAUACUUUUAUAAUCAUGAAUGUGCACUCAUACAUAUGUAGAAAUAUUUAGAUUUAGAGGUUUUUUUUUUUUCUUUCACAAGGUAUAAUAAGGAAAGGAUCCUACCAUAUUUUAUUCUAGGGUUUCUUAAAUAUAUGAUUUAUAUUACUGUCUUUUCUAUUAAUCAUUUGAUUUAAACAAUGCCAAGUCACUCUUUAAUAUUUUAGUUGCAUGAAAUUUUGCCUGCAACAGAGAGAAAAAGAUUGUAUUACCUUAAUGAUUAUAAUCAUACUGUCUGCUGAUAUAAUAUCAUAAUUGUUGUGGUUUAAAUACAUAAACAGUAGGAAAAAUCAGAGUCUAUAACAGAAAGUUUGUAAAAAUAUACUGAUUUUGAAAAGUAUCAAGAAUAUAAAUAUUUGGUAAUUCUGUGUAACAAGAGAGACAUGGAAAAGGAAAAAAAUCCACUAUAUCAUGGGCUCUGCAGAACAUAUCAAAAUAGGAUUUCUUCAAUUUGUCAAUCCCCAGACCAUACUGACUCAACAUGUAGUCUCACUGGCAAAGAAAAUUGCCUUUAAAACUCAAAAAUAAGACCAGGUGCAGUGACUCACACCUGUAAUCCCAGCAAUUUGGGAGGCUGAGACAGGAGGAUUGCCUGAGGCCAGGAGUUUGACACCUGCCUGGGCAACACAGUGAGACCUUGUCUCUACAAAAAAUAAAAUAAAAUAAAAACCAAAUUAGCCAGACAUAUGGCAUGUGAUUGUUUAAAUAAAUAAAUAAGUAAAUAAUUGACUCAAAAAAUGAGUCAUGUGUCCCAGCAUAAGGCAUCAGGUUGUUAGGUGCUGGCAUCUCUGCAGCGCAAAGAUGUGGGUUCUUUUUCUUGUCAUUAACACAUUGUUAUUUCUGUAGGAGCAACUUCUCUGAUCAAAAUAACUUAUUUGGGUAUGUGCUGAUUAAGGAGGUGGACUUACCAACACUAUAAUUGUUCCCUAUGAAAGAUUCUGCAGAGAUGUUUAUGGUGAGGUUUAAAGGAUAUGAAACUCUACAUUUAAACAAAUAUUUUAUAUUUGGGUACAGAGGAAGAAAGAGGACUUUUUCCAUGGGGCUAUAGUAGAGAGUUAGUGGAAUGUAGACAGGACUCUGAAAACACAACUUCCAACCAUUUUUAUAGGUAGUGAAAAUCCUAUUAAUGUGAACCAGCCAGGAAUAACAGUGUUAUUUCUAUUUGAUACGGUUUGGGCUUCUCUUGUCAAAUCUGCGUCGGCUGCCCCCUGAUACCUCCAUUAUCAAGUUUUGAAGGGUGUUGGGGAAAUUAUGGCAGCUGCUAGGGAGAUCAGGGAAACACUGAUGUAACCUCAAAGCCUCUCACCAUUCCUCUUGGCUUGGAAAGGCUUUAUUUUUUCAUAUACAUUUCUAGAAAUAUUGCUAUUCUACCUUUAGUAUUUCACAUUUGUAGUUCAAACAAGCGAUUGUCCAUCUGUUGCCUAGAGCUAUAGUACAUGUGUGUUAUGAAUGAAAUAUGACAGCAUGUUCCAUACCCCUGCUUUAGCCAUCUGUGGGAAACCAGCAAACUGAAAAAGAUACCUCUGCAAAAUGUGCCUCAAGUCCAUUUCUUGAGAUCGCUCGUUUGGUGCACUCUCGUGGGAGACAAUCAGAGAACAACAUAUACUUGUGCCUUAUUUUCAAAGAAUCUAUUUACACUACUAUGAAUAUUCCACUGAAGAGUCAAUGAUGUAAAUGAUAACCACCAAAUCUCAAAAGUGUACUCACCAAAAAGUAAAAAAGAAAGAAAAGAAAAGAGAGAGAGAGAAGUCAACUUUUCAUCUUAAUAUAUUCCAGUAGUAUUUAUUUUUUCCUUGUCUUGGAAGUAUCUCAUAGGUUUUUAAAUGAGUAAAACAUUUUUAUGCCAGAAGGUGAUAUAAUGGAUGUUAGUGUCUUUUAUUUGAUUUUACAGUAGCUUUAGUCAGAUAAUGAAGACGGAGACGUCAGCUUGAACCUUUACCACCCAUUCAGCAUAUUUUUUAAUUGUGUUCAUUUUAUUUGCUUAAUAGUGGUCCAAACAAGUUCAAAACUUAUUCUCAGUGAGGCAUUAAUAUGGUGCAACUAUGAAUAUUUCAGGCCAAGUUAUUUACUUGACAGAUAACUAGAAUGAAACUUUUCUCAUGAGGCUGUUACUUGGUUAGCAUAGCCUUAUUUCAAACCUUUAAAAAGUUACCUGACUGAAGCUACUAUGACUUGGUAAGGAUUCUUCCUCCCUUCCUUUCUUCCUCCCUUCCUUUCUCCCUCUUCCUUCCUCCUUUUCUUAUUUCUUUCCUACUUUCCUCUCUCCCUUUCUUUCCUUCUUUCCAUCCUACCUAUUAGUGUUGCUGUACUUGGAUUUUUUGUAAAUUAAAUCAAUGCAUUAUGAUUUUAUGGAAUUAUGAUUAUAUUAAUAAGGGGAAGGCUACCAGAAAAUAGAUGUGGCAUCCAUAAAAUCUUCCUUUAUAGGGGCAUAUUUUUUAGGUUGUAUUUAUUCGUAAAGUGAAAUGAGAUAAUAGAGUCUUUCUGUUUCAUUUUAAUGAAUUUUCAUCAGGGACUGAGGUCAUAGAUUCUUGGAAAAUUCAUUUGUGACUGAUCUAGUUUUCUCAGCUGUAUGCAAAGUAAUCUUUCAAAGAUUAGGUUAAGAUUUUUUUUUUAAGUCCAAAGCAAUUUAACCACAAAAAGUUAUGUUUUUAAUGAUGGCAUUUUAUUUUAUUCCAUUGCAGCUUGAUAACUUUCCUUAUAGCAAAGGAAUAACUAUUAUAUUUUCAGAAUUUUAACAUAGAUUAGCACUUAGCCUGUGAGACUAAUAUUACAUUGUAAAAGUUGAUACUAAAAUAUUUUUCAGCAGGUUGGACAGCACCAGUUUUUCUUAGAUCACAGACUACAGGCAUAAUUUCCCUUCAGUCCAGAAAAAAGGACACUAAUUCCCUUUUCUAUUUAAUUUUCCUGGCCCUUGUGCAAAAAGUUGUGGACUCUGUCUUAGUUACAACAUGCAGGUCCCUUAUUUUGUGGAGAGCUGUGUGAAAGAUGUGUUUAUUUCUUUAACUGAUUGACAGGUCCCCCUCAAAGUUACAAAAAAAAAAAAGUGCUACACUUUUGCUGUUAAUUUCUGGUUGUUAUUUACCUGACAGAAGUCUCUUAAUGCAGGAAUAAAUAUCUCUACAUCUAGCCUUUGUUUAAAAUAAAAAUUAAUAUUCUACAAACACCUAUGUAUACUAGGGAGGGGGGAAACACUGUAACUAAUUCCUUUAUAGUACUUUCAGAUUAUUGCAUUAAGCCUUUCAUGUUAUGUAGCAUUGUUAAUUUUUCCUAGAUACCCAUCCACUUAAGGGCCAGAGAAAUCCUUAUUCAUUUAAUUCUGGUGGGCAUUUACUUAAUGUACCCAAAUGAAAACAUUAUUAAACAGCCACAAUUGCAUUCAGUCAAUUUGGCACUGAAUGUGGCUUCUAAAUUCAGUUCUCUACCCUACAAAUGGAAUGUUCUACCAAGAAAGAGAAGCAUCACCAUGUUAUCUUGUGUUCUACACCACUACAGAGAGUUACAGUUGCCCCCAAACACGAAUGCUAUUCCCAAAUAAAAUAGAAUCAUGGGCCUUUUAAAGAUCUGAACCUUCUCUGUUAUUUUCCUGACGAAUUACCAUCCCAUAUCUUCUUAGUCCUGGCCAGUAUGUAGUAGUGCUCAUAUACAUCUAUUCUAGCUCUGUAGCUCCACACAACAAGUCUUAAGUCGAAAUCUUUGCCUCUUCAUGUCUGAUAUCACCAACUCAUUCAACUUUUCUUCACUUAUUGACAUAGUGUCAUGUCCUGUCACUCUCUGCUGCUUCUUUAAACAAUGGACACAAAUAUAUUUUCUAAUUUUCAGUGUACUCAGUGAAACUUGGCAAUUCACCAUGAGUCAAGCUAGGUUGAAAGGCUUUCUUUAGGGUUGAAAGUAAAUGAAAUUGGAAUCACCCAAAGAGAAUUUCCCCAAAAAUCCUCAGGCCCAGAAGUGUAAAAGCUACAGAAGGACAGAACUCCUGUGUCUACAGACAGUUCUGUUACUUUUUGUUCUGUACUAUUUUGGAUGUUGCCAAAAUCAAAUUCAUUCUGAAAACAGGAAGCAAGCUACUGCCUAUGCCAUCCAUGAGAUUCCCACUUCUGGGUCAGUUCAUAAUCCAUUCAACCCUUUCCUUUUAUCCUUGUCUUCUUCAGAAUAUGACAUUUUUUUGUCCAUAUUUUCAUGUUAAAUAUUAACACUUUAUAGGUUCUACACAAAUAUAUGGACACUUUACAGGUUAUACAUAAAUAUUUGCUGGUUGAUUGGUUUUGAGAUUCACUUCAUUCAUUCUGUGCUCAAAUAUUUGUACCUAGAGAUGUUACACGUUAGAAAAAGUGAGCAGUUUCUUUCUCUAAUCAUUUAGGAGUCCAUAUUUUUGUUUUUAUUUUUUUGUCUCCCCAGCAUCCUUAUCUCUUGCUCAGCUCUUCAAUUUAAUAAUUACCAAAUAAUCACUGUAAGAGAAUCAGCCCCUAAGUAACUUUGAUUCAAGCCAACUAUAAGAUCCAACUGCUUCAAUCUGUACUUACUCAAUAGGAAGGAAAGUGGCAUCAAGAAGAGUAAUUCCAGUGGCAUUAGUAAGACUUUAUGGAGGACAUAAAAUUUGAUAAGAAAUCUUGAGCUGAUGAAUUGACUUGAUUUGGAAGUUGAGAAAAGAGUAUUUAAAGCACAACAGGGAAACAUGGGCUAUACUCAGAGAAGACCCUCUGCAUCGGCCAAAAUAUCAUGGAUUCUGGAAAUUCCUUCUUAACAGAAAAAAAGGCUUCCAAAUAAUCAGGCUCAAUGGGAAGAAAAAGGCAUAUAGGAAGCCUGAGGAAGUAUUGACUUGCUUUUCCAUCUCUUUAUAAUUGGAAGAGAAGAUGGUCUGCCAAAAUGUAAACCAGCAGGCACAGUAUGAACAGGAAGCAGCCCUCAAUGAACUUUAUUAUAACAGAAAAUGAGCAUUCUUAUUGAUCCACAGCUACAUCUUCUAUUCUUGCAGCAAGGGUACAUGUCUUUUGACCCUCCACAAGAGAACAAGCAGGACAUCUCUAUUUUCCUAUUGAGUCUAAGUCCAUUAUUAGAAAGGACUUCCCGGCCAUCUGUUCCACUUGGUAUUAAAAUUCCCUUACAGAUUCAUUGCUAAGUGCCAAUUCUGACUACUUAAACAUCACCUGUGUCAAGGAGCUCAUUAUUCUGUGAGGUCUUACAUUUCUUUCAUCACAUUUUGUUCCAAGCUACCCAUGACUUUAAAACAGAGCCAGCCUUUGGGGCAUUGUUCUCUUUGGUGCCACACAAAACCUGUAGUACACAAUACAAUGUUGCUUCCCCCUCCUUUUCCUUCCAUAUAUAUUUGUUUUGUUUUGGGCAUUACAUUACUUUUUUUAAAAAAAGCUUUGAUUACACUAAUUUUUAAGAAUCUCUAAAAUUAGUCUGAAGGAUGUUCUGAGGGCCAGAUAUUAGAGUUGAUGAGUUUUUUUGUUGCUGGUUGUACUUCCCUAUUUAGAAGACAGACCAUUCUGACAGUUGUUAUGUAGCUUCAUGCCUUCCCCAGUAACUAACCCAUGAACAGUACACCCCUUUUAUCUGACUUUUUGAUAAUGACCUUUAAAAUAUUGGGAAAUGGGCCAGGCGCGGUGGCUCACGCCUGUAAUCCCAGCACUUUGGGAGGCCGAGGCGGGCGAGUCACGAGGUCAAGAGAUCAAGACCAUCCUGGUCAACCUGGUGAAACCCCGACUCUACUAAAAAAAUACAAAAAUUAGCUGGGCGUGGUGGUGUGCGCCUGUAGUCCCAGCUACUCGGGAGGCUGAAGCAGGAGAAUCACUUGAACCUGGGAGGUGGAGGUUGCAAUGAGCAGAGAUGGCACCACUGCACUCCAGCCUGGUAACAGAGUGAGACUCCAUCUCCAAAAAAAAAAAAAAACGUUGGGAAAUGUUGGUGUAUAAUCCCCAUGUCUAACAAGGAAGAAGUCAAAAGCAAAAAAUAGUGGUACUGCUGAAAACUCAUUAUUUCCACUGAGUUCAUCUGUGGAAAAGGAUAUCAUUCUUGAGGAAAGGGGUUCUAUUAUGCUAUAGUUUUAUAUGGAAAUGUACAAAUGCUUUCCUCGUUGCUCUGGAUGACUAUUUAGUUUAAAUAGUAUACCUUUGUCUUGGGGAAGACCAUGAUUGUGGCUUCUUCUACUUUGAAUGAGAGAGCACUGUAGGCAGAAACUGCCAUCAGUCUCCUGGGCAGGACCUGGAGGUAACUUUCUAAGCUCUAAAAUAAUAAUUCCUAAGAGAGCUUACAAACUGCUUCCGCACAGAAAAUAGCCCAGGGAGGAUGGUUAUUAAUAGCCCUAUUCUAGAACAGAAAGAUGAGGCUCAAACCAUUAAGUGACUUGCCAAAAGUUAUGACAUAGCUGGGAAGUGGCAGAUUUGGGGAUAAACCCAGGUUUUGCAAGUCCAUUGCUGUCUCCAAGUAGCUGUGCUUACAGCUGAGAACACCUUAGAAGACAGUAUUGACUUCUCACAGACUACCAGGCCCCCAGUCCAGGGAAAUUCAGAGACCAAUUGACUGCCAGGUGGCAAAUCCACAUGUGUACUGCAGUCUUGGAGAUCAUUUACAGCUUGCACACAUCUAUGUCAUCUUGUGGAAAACCUCUAGGUAUUCUGUCUGAUCAGCACUGUGAGGAAAUUGGUGGGAAGAGGUCACUGAUAAGAACAAACAGGCAGAACAAAGCACAUUGCAGUAAAUUUCCCCAGAGAGACUUGGUUUACAUUCCACUCACCAAAAACCUCUCUGGGACUGUCAGGUUCAGAAUAUUAACCGAGAGCAUAUCAUUUGGAAUUCAUUGGCAGGCAGAGGUGACUUGAUUCCUAAAAGAAACCUCUCUCCCAUGGACCAUGAUGUACGUUCCACAGAGUCAGAAACCGCCGUAGGUUAACAAUGCAUUUUAGUCUCUCUCUCCAUUCACAUUUGCUGAGAGCACACCAAGUGCAUGUUGCUGCAACAAGCGUUUCCGAUCCAGCCAAUCCAUGAGCUGACAAUGUGGGUAAACAAAUGUUAUGGAACUGUUGGCAUUUUUGAGAUUUGGCCUUUGCCAUUUGAUAGACUUUGCUUCCCAGGAUGCUGUCAGUUUGUGAUUUAUUAUAAUUACAAGGAAUGUGGUACCAUGUUUUCGGAAAACGUUCUAGAAAGCCUCCAUAUAUGCUCUAGAAGUUGCUCUAUAUAGCAGUUCAGCAAGUGAGUGUUCCUUUUCUUGAGCUGCAUCCCUCAGGAAGCUGUACUUUUAGGAUGUACUUUCCACUUUUUAUUUCCUCUCAUUUCACUCCUUUAGUUGUUUGCUAUAUCCUAAAAUAUGUGAAGUGAGAGAAAAAAUACCAUUUCCUCUCAUUAAAUCUCCUGCAUUAAAUCCAAGAAUCCUUUAAAAUAAUCAUACCUGGUAAGUGUUUUAUGCAUUUCCCUCCCUGGAGUGUAUCAUCCAUCAAGCCAGUAUCAUCAUCCACCUGCUUAUUCCCUGGGACUAAUGAGAGCCAAGUUAAAUAGCACAUGGCUUCUCACCCCUUCCUAGUCCUCACACCUGAGGAAUAAAGGCGACAUUAAUGGGACCGGGAGAGCGGUGGCUUUGGUUGAGAUGGCACAUUCAUAGACGAGGAAGGUGUCUCACCUCCCUGUGAGGCUUGAUGAAUAUUAUGGCCAAUGGAGUGGAAAAUGAUUCUUGUCGAAUAGACGGAGUUUUCCCACCCCAGGAAUGGAUUAAUAGAGGGCACAAUUUGAGCACUUCUCAGAAUUACCUAGAAUGCUUGAGUAGAGACUCACAUGGGUGGAAUCUGUUCUCAUUAGAGGGAAUAAAAAGACAAUGAGGUGGUAAAUGUGAAAAAAGCAGCCUUUUAGAAAAACAUUAUUUUUAAAUAUCUUUAUAAAUCAUCUAAUUUAUCUUCACAUAAUGUAAAGAAAAAACUAAUAAAAAUUUUCUUAUUUCACCUUAUAUUACUUAUUCUGCCAUAUUUAUGGAUCAUACAAUUGUAUUGUCUUCAAAACACACACACACACACACACACACACACACACACCUUCCAAGAAAGCUGAUCCUUCAAAAAGUAAAUCUUAUUUUUAAGCACUUGGGUUUUCAGGCCAGGAAAUUAAUAAACCCGAUACCUGACCCAUUUUGGUAGCAGCUGAAAAGAAGAAAAAGCUAUUUAAAUUUUGUGUGGAUCCAUUUAUCUCUUAAAAUAUGCCAAAGCAAUUUGAGGUGGGGGGGUGGAAACAGGUAUUUAUCUCUCAUGCAUGAUUGCCUCUUUAUAUUUCUAUCUGUUGGGAAAAGGGUAAAGAACUAUUCUUGGUCAUUAUUAUUGAUGUAUUGUGUUGCCACUUCAUAUGGUGCCUGCUGUGCUUUCUCCCGAGGCAUAGCAGUAAUCGUUGCUUUCUUGACUCUUUCCUUCAUCACGAGAGAGUAAAUAUGAAGUCUGAAUGUCGUUCCUCACCCCCAAAUUAUUUAACUCUGCUUCCAAACUAGUUUAAGAAAUGCAAAAUGGGAAGAGCUGGCUUUUCUUAGAUACAUUUCUUCUUUUUUUAUUCUUUCUUGGGAGACGUUAAGUAUAAAGGGAAAAAGUUCCUUCUUCUCUCUCUUUCUCUUUGGGUGACAGCAAUGCUCACUUAGUAAUUAUAAACCAGAAAUAGGAGAGUAGCUUAGGCAGGUUAUGAUAUAUCUGCCCAAUGUGUUUCAUUCCUUCCAACAUAAACUUUGAGAGGAAAAGAGAUUUUUAUAAUUUAAAUGCCAACGAUAGGAAUGGCUUCAUAUUUUAACUUCCAAAUAAUAAAUGGGGAGCUGGUAUUUGGGCAGAGUUUGCAUUUUGCUAAUCCUAUAUACUUUGAGCUUAGUUUAUAGAAUUGUGUCAAAUACAUCAACACGUCAGGAUUAGAGUGCCAAAAACAGUUAAAGUGCCUUGGACCUCCCUCUCUAGGUAGCAAACUGAAACUAGCAUGGUACCAUGCCAUCCUUCUAGCAUAAUGGAGAAGUCUGAACUGAGGAGCAUCAUUGAUGAAAGACAUUUAGGACCCUAGAAACUAAAUCUUGUCACCAACACUUUAUAGUAAAGUAGUAGCAAAAUUAUUUUUAAAAGACUUUCUUCCUUUUACUACCCAUUUCCUCUCUUGGGAAAGCUGAUGAGCAAAUUAUCCAAGACUCAUUUCUUUAUUAAGCAAAGUCAGAAUAUUUCCGCUCUGAAAAUCUGAAUUAUGCCCUCAUUCUUUUUCAAGAAACAUCUCAAAGAGCAAAUAGAAUUAAACAUGACACUUGAUUGUCUGAUUAUUUGGCAUGUAUAAAAUUAUCAUGUGGUUUCAUGUGCCUUAAGUGAAAAUUUAAACUUAGAUGCAAAACCUUUGCAGUUGGAUGUAGUGUUGAGCUUUUGCAUGUUUUCUGUAUAAUAAACCACUUUUGUUUUGUUUGUUUUGUCUUUUAACCUACACCUUUAUCAUCACACUAACAGAUUUGGGGCUUCUCUUUCUCUUCAACUAAGUAAGGGAAUAUGUGCAAUUAUGAGACAUACAAAAAAAGAAAGGGAAAGGACUUUCUAAGUAACAAAUCUGUGCCGUGAAGUAGAUGUGACGUGAAGAUACAGAGCCUGAGGAUAGUAAUUCUCCCUGAGCCACGCACACAGGCUUUUAUUUCAUGCCUUUUCUCUUUCUGUGCCAUCACCUUUGAGAAAAACGAUUGCACCUUCUCCAAGUCUGCCUUUUUAACAGCUACAGUUGAGUUGGCAAGACUUCCCCAGCUCUGAAUAUAGCCAUUUGCCGACUCCGGCCUCUUUGCGAGACUGACUCAAAUCUGUGAUCUUCUGUUCAGCAUACACAUCAGCAAAGUGAGAAGAUGAGCACUAAAUAUAGGCUCUAUUAACUUUACUUUUAGAUUUACUGCCUUCAAAAAGUGCCUAUUCUGAGCAACAUAAACGUUAUUCCUUACAUAUGUAUGUACACACGGUACCCAGAGCCGUACUGUGCAGCCUUCAAAAACAUACCAUCAGAAAGAGUAGGUGCUGAGAUAAGGAAACUUUGCCAAAUGGAAGAAAGUCACUCACUUCCAGUAUCCCCUCUCGAGCGGCUACCGUGAAAUGGGCUGCAAACACAUUCCCUGAGCAUCCCUUGCUGAUACAGCUUCUUUAUAUUUAUAUCUUACUGGAUGGUAGCAUAUUGCUGAGGUUUCCUGUAUUCUGCUUCAAGGGAAUGUAAGCUUUAUGGCAUUGAAACAUUUAGUCAGGAAAAAAAAAAUGUUUAGGAGAAUUAAUAGAGCCAUAGUCUGCAUUAGGAUGUGUGUCAUAUGUGUGUUUUAUAAACUAAGCAUUGGUGGUUUCGAGUGUUAAAGUGUCAGCACACUCUUUCUCCUUUUGUCUCUCGGGCUAACAUGAGAGAAAAUAAAGAAAAGUCUUGGCUGUGGGGAUUGGAAGCUCAAGGGGCCAAAUGUCCUUGCCAGAUCCGUAGAGCAUUACUUUGACUCCUAAAAAUAGUAGUGUAUGUUAUUUGAUGGCUUUUGUUUCCAUAGUUCCAUCACUGACAGAACUGUCAAUACUGUUGCUGGAGCAGCAGCAUAGCCUAGAGUGAUGCAUUCUUACCCAGGGAUGGCAAUAGGAGAGGGUCCAUGUAAAUAGGACGAGGUAGACAGUGCAUGAUUGUAGGAGAAGGGUUGAAGGGAGGACAUGAUUCCAAAAAAGAUCGUUCUCAAUGUGUCGUCUGACUCAACCAGCUGGCAGAUUACACUUGCCAAGUCGUUCCCUUUCCUUCUAAGUCAGUUGGCUCCAUAUUCACUUGAAUAUGCCUCUGUUUGGGCAAAUCAAGAUACCUCCACUUAACCUUUAUCCAAGGAAGCUCUUGGUGUCCUCUUGGUCAUAAAGUUAUCUCCUACCUUCCCCAGCUUUACCAAAUGGAAGUAAAAGGGGACAAACGAUGGAAGAUGGACUCCAUGCCAUUGCAGUCAGCCACCAUUCUGGUUUCCAUAUAAGGAGCCCCAUUACAUAAGCUACGGGUGAGGUUGGAACAGCUAUGUUUCAUAAUUUCAAGAGUGUGACCACCCUGCUGUAGUCAUCAUCAUUGGAUGAAUCCAGUUGACUCUUUGGCAAAACAGUGAUACUUUUCACUAAAAAUGCCUACUCUUCCUGUUGAUGUUCCUUUUCUGUUUUUACCUUAUCCAAUUUCAACACUAGUCAUUUUUUUAUUUUUUCGAGAAUCAGAUUUUAGCGCUAGAAAAGAGUUAAAAAUUUCAGUGUAAUGUCAUAAGGAUGUUGGGAUACAGAGAUUUUUUUCCCCCCCUUGGAAACAAAUGGACUGGGAAAGACACAGCACGGCUUUGCUCUGAGUUUCAAUCUGAUGAUUAUGAGCAUGAAAGAUAAUCUUAUGGAAAGGUUAAAUGGUGUUUACAAGUGGAUAGAUAAGGGGGGAGAUGCUGAGAAGCCGGGUUCUCUCUAUGCUAAAUGUGUCUACUAAGAGCAGCACUUCCUACUAGCUAAGCACAAUCAUAGCCCCGCCAUGAUGAACUGCUGGUCUGAAUAACAUUCCCUGACUUAGAGAAAGGCACACAAAAACAUAUAAGGAAUAUGUCUAUUUUCAUAUGUGUGAUACUGACAGAGCCAUGGUAUUCCUAAAAUAUGGGUUUCUCUUUUUUCUUAUAUUCUUAGCAAAUUGCAUUUAUUCACCACAUUACAAACCAUCACUGAUGUAUCCAAAAUAGCACACAUAGUUCAGUAUGAAAAUAAGAGAAUAAAAUCUGUGAUAAGCAAGUGAUUUAGGUAUUUUCUUUUGUGUUUAUGCAUUAUCCGACUAUAUUAAGACCUGUUUUCUAUUUACCUUCUAUCAGUUUUCUCUAUCAAUUAUGUUUUUUCAAUGCUCUGUAAGAAUGAAUAUGGAAAUUAUAUUUCUUUUUUCUGUAAAAGAGUUGCAACUACUUUAUUAUAUUUAGAAAUCCAAUAAACUUCUUAUUACAUUUA